Lingula anatina is the source of this 1383-nucleotide messenger RNA. RefSeq lists its product as uncharacterized. Gene Ontology annotation, molecular function: serine-type peptidase activity; arylformamidase activity. Gene Ontology annotation, biological process: proteolysis. The record is from RefSeq and is a predicted model, not a curated record. NCBI's taxonomy places the organism in Eukaryota, Metazoa, Brachiopoda, Lingulata, Lingulida, Lingulidae.
CCUGUACUACUUCACGUCGUACUUCACCUUGCUUGCAUGAUAACAUUUCAGCAGGGUGACAGACAUGUCCCUGUCAUCACAAACUGCUCUGAAAGGUGCCUUGCUGGCAGUCUCUCUGUUUGGUGCAGUGCCCUAUGCUGUAGCCAUACUGUGUAACUUGAUGUAUGGCUGGCCCCAGGGGAAGAACAAGUACAGGCGGGCACUUGACCCAAAGAAAGUGUAUGCAAUGAAUUAUGCUGUAUUGCAAUCCAAGUUGUAUUUACAGUGGAACUGGUUUUACUGGACUGCAACACCAGACCAAUUGGUGAAGGAAAUUCACUUUGGAAGUAGCGACACCAAGCUUGACCUUUAUUAUCCAAGCAAAGGAAAGGCAGCCAUAGAUAGCCCGUGCCCUGUGGUAGUGUUUGUAUAUGGAGGGGCCUGGAGCUCUGGGAGCAAGAACAUGUAUGGGCUUCUGUGUUCACAAAUAGCAGACAAGUUGAAUGCUUUAGUACUGGCACCAGAUUAUUCCAAGUAUCCCAAGGGUUAUGCAGAUGAUAUGAUGCAAGAUAUAGUUGACUGUUUAGCUUGGAUACAAGAAAAUAUAGAAAAUUACAAAGGAAACAAGGAUCAAGUUUUGUUAAUAGGCCAUUCAGCAGGUGCACAUCUAUGUUUUAUGUCCAUAUUUGAACUCUUGUUACGCUGCCAAAGUGAAGAGUCGCCACCCAUAUCUCCCAGUGCUGCCAUGCGACAACUGUCUUCAUCAUCAGGAAAUGGCAUCAGGUUUGAAGAGAAAUAUUUUGACGGGAGUAAUGGUGACAGCAGUGACAAUAACAAACCUGAUGACAGUGAACAAUGUGCAGACAACUCUGGCUCCUUUUUGUUAGUUGAAGGAGAACAGAAAAAUGAACAGAGCAUGGAUGAAUCCCAAAACUUGAGAUCCUUAGUUGAAAGUGUGGUUACGGAUAAUGCCACAGCAUCUGGAGAGAAAGAAGAUAGUGAACAACCUGAAAGUAAAUCUACAGGCUCAAUAUAUUUUGUAAAGGAAGAGGACUUGCAAGAUGAGCCUGUAUUAUCUAGAAGAGUGCAUUUGAAGGAAGAGGCUGGUGGCAUACCUGUGGAGGAACAAAUGUUUUUAUCAGAAAGCAAAAUGGAAAGAAGCUCAUCAGUUGCUGCAUCUUUUCUUGGUUCAGUCAAGGCAAUCAUUGGAUUAGCAGGAGUUUACUCUAUCAGUGAUCACUUUGAUCAUGAGUACUAUAGAGGUGUGGAGGACAUAUCUGCUAUGGCAAGAGCCAUGUAUGGACCUAACCACUUUGACAGACUAUCUCCUACACUAACUGUGAGCCAAUUUAAACAUGGUGCAAGGUAUGUGUUAAUAUAUCUCUUAGAUUAACAGUGCUGAGA